Molecule: messenger RNA, 2117 nt
Organism: Myxocyprinus asiaticus (Chinese sucker)
Lineage: Eukaryota; Metazoa; Chordata; Actinopteri; Cypriniformes; Catostomidae
Gene: fam114a2
Product: family with sequence similarity 114 member A2
Exons: 15
Coding region: 166-1710 (514 amino acids)
Source: RefSeq, a predicted model, not a curated record
CCUCAAUGGAAGCGAGAGUUUAACGGGAAAAACAAACCACAGCGGAGCUUAAAGUCCAGUGACGUGGCUGCUUGAUGGAGAAGUAAAGGCAUUCAUUAAAGCAGCUUACUUUUCCUGAUCAGCUCUUCUUCGAAUGGUUCACCUAAGAGAUUGGACUGUGUCAAGAUGUCAGACAAUGAAAGCUCCGCAAGUGACCAAACAGAGAAAUCAAUGGACCAGGAGCCCAAAGAGCCAUUAUCACCUACCCACGAUGAGCCCUCUGCUGAUACUCAGAGAGACAGCUCAACUGAUGUAGCUCCAACCCGUAAGACCAGGAGGAGACCAGAUCACAAACCUCCACCUGAGGACCAGAAGAUCCCAGAGACACCAAAACCAGCUGAAAAUGAUGCAAAAUCCUUCACGGAGGCCACUGUUUCCCAAGGAGGGUGGGGUUACUGGGGCAGCUGGGGAAAGUCUAUCCUGUCCACUGCUACUGCCACUGUGGCAACUGUGGGUCAAGGAUUGUCACAGGUCAUUGAGAAGGCAGAGACAUCUCUUGGAAUCCCAAGUCCUGAGGAGCUUUCUGCUCAAGUGGAGGAGGAGGAGGAAAAAACUGACGGCUCAGCCAGCAGUGAGGCAAAUAAAGAGGAAGGUGAGAGGUCUUAUGGAAUGGGUGGUGCUAUGGGAAUGAUCUCCUCCAGUAGUAUGGGAAUGCUUUCUUCUUUAACCAAUGUUGUUCAAAGUACGGGUAAAACAGUAAUAACCGGUGGUCUGGAUGCAUUGGAGUUUAUUGGGAAGAAGACUAUGGAUGUGAUAGCAGAGGGAGAUCCCGGCUUUAAGAAAACAAAGGGGCUGAUGGUCAGAAACACAACACUGUCACAGGUGUUAAGGGAGGCAAAAGAGCGUGAGGAGCAACAGACAGCUGAAAAUGUCACUUCGGAAACAGUCAAGAAGGCUCAUUAUGGGAUGUUGUUUGAUGAGUUCCAAGGGCUGUCACACCUGGAGGCUUUGGAGAUCCUCUCAAGAGAGAGUGAAGCUAAGGUGAAAUCUGUGUUGACCACUCUGUCCGGUGAGGAGUUAGCUAAACUGAGAGAGGAAAUACAGGAGAUUAAAGAGCCUUUUUCCCUCAUGGAGUUUGAUGAUGAGAUGGAGGAUGAUACAAAAGGUGAUGAUGGAGAAGAUUUCUUAAAAGAACUGACAGAUGUUCUUGAAAGACUUCACACAUCUACAUCAGCAGACAAGCUUGGCAGGGCCAGAAAGAACGCAUUCAAUCAAAUCACAAACAUGAAGCCACAAAGUGAAAACUCACAGCAAGAACAGGAGGAGAACUUGCAGGAAACAACAGUGACAAAAUGCAGCAUUGAGGAGGCCCAUUUGUCUGCCAUUACAAGCCUGGCCGAGUUCACAGCCAGAUCCAUAGAGCAGUUCCACAAAACUGCCGAAAUGCUGCUUUACUGUAACACUGAGGAGGUGACAGCUGCAGAACAAGCCAAAGUCUUAUCGCAAGUUACCAUCAUUAUUUGCAAGGAGAUAUCACUACUAUCCAAAAAGUUCACGUCGUGUUUGACUACCAUUGGGGCACACGAAAAGGGAGAGGCUCUCAAUCCACUUAUUACCAGUGUUUUUCUGGAGGCUUCAAACAGUGCAUCAUAUAUCCAGGACGCGUUCCAGCUGUUAAUGCCAGUGCUGGAAGUGUCUCAUAUUCAAAAAACAGUUGAAUCUGCACAGUGAAAACCACUCCAAACACUUUACUGUGCCAGCAAUGGAUUUUAAUAACAUAAAACCCAACAUGCAACAUCUUACGAUGGAUGUAAAUCUGUUUUCGGUUCAGUAAUCUUGUGCAGUUAUCCACUUGGUAAGCACAUACUGAAUGGAGUGCACAGCUUGCAGUUGAUUGUUAACUGUAAAUACAUUGCUGUUGGCUUUUCCUAUUUUAGUAUAUAUUUUUUGAAUAGAUUGUGUCAGAACUCUCCCUAUUACUGUCAAUGUAUAAAAGAAUACAGUAAUUUCUUUUGUCAUGUCUAAAUGUGUAAUGAAAUGGAUAUAAUCUUAUUUUUAAUCUUUAAAACUUUGGUUUAUGAAAGUCAUAGUAUUAUCUGUAAGUUACCUUUUAAAUAAACAAUUGAGUGUAUUCUGGA